AUGGGGAAACCCCCCGCAGCCAUCAUCGUUGCGCGACAUGGUGCCCGCUUGGAUGCCGCUGACAAGGAUUGGCACCUGACCUCCCCCACGCCUUAUGACCCUCCCCUCUCCUAUGGCGGUUGGAUGCAGUCCCGGGCGCUCGGGGCCCGCAUCGUGAACCUUGUCCAUUCCAUGGAAUCCGACCCCCAGCCACCACGUGCCCGUCCCCUCAACCGCAAGUUCCGCAUCGUGAUCCACUCCUCUCCCUAUCUGCGUUGCCUGCAGACCGCCAUCGCUCUGAGCUCGGGAAUCUGCCAAAACUCUCCCGCCGGAGAUUCCCCCCAGCGCCCGUCGCCGGCCCCGCAGUCCGGUCCCGUCAACGGAUGCCUCUCGCCGACCCCGACAGACAGCGGCUCUCGCUGUGUCUUGCGCGUCGACGCCUGUCUGGGGGAGUGGCUGUGUCCCGAUUACUUCGAUCACAUCGUGCCCCCUCCCUCGUCCGAGCGCAUGGUCACCGCCGCCAAGGCCGAGCUCCUGCGCCGCGAACACCAGUUCGUCCCGGACGCCGACAUCAACGCCCGACCCACCACCGGCCACUUUCCCGGCGGUUGGACCGACCGCGUCAGUCCCACGACCUCCGCGCCCCCCGCGGAUGGCAGAUUCGCCCAAGGAGAACCCGCGACAACCCCCGCGCCGUCGCAAGCCCCCCGACAGCGUGCGGAGAGCGUGGGAACGUCGUUGUCGUCGGAGGAUUCCCCUGGCCAUCGACGGUGGCUCACGAUCAAUACCGAUCUCGCCCCCAUCCCCGACAGCGCCUACGUGCCGCCGACCCCCAGCUAUGCCAUCUCCCCCUCGGGGCCCAUUCCGCCCGGGUACGUCACCCAUGCCCGCGACGCAUGCGUCCAGGUGGACUACCCGUGGGAUAGCAUGCGCAACUCCCAAAAUUGGGGCGACGGCGGCGAAUUUGGCGAGGACUGGAGCGCGAUGCACGCGCGGUUCCGGGGGUCGCUGGAACACAUAAAUGCCUGGUAUCGCGACCACGAACGGCCCGCGCCCCGCGCCCCGCGUCGGCGCCGCACGCAACUGCCCGGCGACGCGGAGGACGGCACGGUUGAGGAGGAGGUGGAGACCGUCGUCGUCCUCGUGACGCAUGGCGCCGGAUGCAACGCGCUGGUGGGCGCCCUGUCGGGUCAGCCGGCCCUGGUGGACAUUGGGACGGCGUCGCUGACCAUGGCGGUGCGCGAGGAUCGCGACAGAGCCAGCGGGGCGGGCGACGCUCGGAGCUCGUGGGGACUGGACGACUAUAACCUGGAGCUGGUCGCCUCCACCGACCACCUCCGGUCGGCGCCCCCCUCCGCCUCGGUUCUGUCCUCGCCUACCAGCGUCGUCGCGCCGUCCGGUCGCUUCCGAUCGGCGUCGCGGACCUCCCCACCGCCCAAGCCGUUUGUCGUGGGGCCCACGGCGACGUCGGGUUUGGGGUCGACCUCGCGCCCGUGGUCUCUGGACCGACCGUCCACGGCGCCCCGCGGGGGGUCGUCCGGUCUGUGGGGCUCGAUGGCAGCGACCGCCCGGGAGGAGGAUGACCUGUUUCCGAAUUUCGGGGGCGCGUUUUCGGGCUCGUCCCUCACCCUCGGUGGCCCCCGGGUGAUCGCCCCGGUGGCCGAGGAGGAAUCGGCCAAGCCCAAACAGCUGCCGCAGCGGACGUUGUCCCAGCGGGGGUUGUGGGGCGGUGCGCCUCUGAAUAAGGACAUGGCUGUCAAGCGACGCUGGACCGUGACCGAGCGGCGAGCGUGA
Molecule: messenger RNA, 1773 nt
Organism: Aspergillus campestris IBT 28561
Lineage: Eukaryota; Fungi; Ascomycota; Eurotiomycetes; Eurotiales; Aspergillaceae
Exons: 2
Coding region: 1-1773 (590 amino acids)
Source: RefSeq, a predicted model, not a curated record